This is a messenger RNA of Tarenaya hassleriana, 1300 nucleotides long. RefSeq lists its product as uncharacterized. Gene Ontology annotation, molecular function: SNAP receptor activity. NCBI's taxonomy places the organism in Eukaryota, Viridiplantae, Streptophyta, Magnoliopsida, Brassicales, Cleomaceae. Gene Ontology annotation, biological process: retrograde vesicle-mediated transport, Golgi to endoplasmic reticulum. The transcript has 11 exons. The coding region runs from base 469 to 1188 and encodes 239 amino acids. Gene Ontology annotation, cellular component: SNARE complex; endoplasmic reticulum. The record is from RefSeq and is a predicted model, not a curated record.
CUAGUUUACCAAGCAACUCAUUUGUGUUUUGCGGGCAGAAGGGAAAUCCAUCGCCGUUCGCCGUUCGCCGUUCGCCGUUCGCCAUCGGUCUCUCCGUCUCCGCCUUGCGAUUCUUCGUCUCCACCUUGCGAGUCUCUGUUAGUCGUGUUCGCUUGCUCUCUCUGUUCACCGUGUUCGCGGUUCGGUCUUUCUGACUCAAUCGUGUUCGCCGUUUGGUCGUCCUCGCCCGUACUUCUCACUCUCCGCCGUUCGGUCUGUCCGACUCUCAACCUCUCUCCGGGUCGAAAAGGAGAAGGUUUUGUGGAAGUUGCAGUUCGAUCACUCUCACACAGCUCAGCCUGACGAAAACAGUUGGGCUCUUUUCCACAAAAAAAACAGCGAGUCCGACUCGGUCUCUCUCCUCCGCGACUCGUCCUCUCUGCUCAGUUCUUCUGCGAUUCCGUUAGAUCUUGAGAAGGUUAUUUUGUGAUGGGCAUCAGCAAAACCGAGAUUAAUUUGCGGAGAUUGCUUGCUGCUGCACCAAAGCAGCAGAAUCAGGCAAAGCUUAUGCAUUAUGUUGCUACUUUAAGGGAACAAUUAGAACAACUCGCGGAAGAGAAGACCCCAGAAGGACUACCGAGAUUUCCAAAGGCUAAGGUGAAUGAGUAUUCUGAGAUGAUUGAAGCCAUUGCUUCCAGAAUAGCUGCUCAAGUGCCCGAUGCAAGGGUCUCUGACGAACUUUCUGCAAAGGAUUCUACCAUGGAGAGCCCUUCAAGAGCUGAAGAUGAUGUGCGGAACCCCACUUCUCCCCAGCUGAGAAGAAGAUUUGUGCCUGCGAGUAGCAAAGAGGAAUACCAUGGUGAUCUUGAUGCUGAUGCAUCAAAACCAGUAAAACUAGAUGCUGCUGCUCAACUACACAUUGAGAAACACAGAAAGCUUCAAGAGGACCUCACUGAUGAAAUGGUGGUAUUGGCAAGACAGCUCAAGGAGAGCAGUCUAAUGAUAAGCCAGUCUGUACAAAACACGGAGAAGAUACUAGAUUCGACGGAGGAAGCUAUAGAGCAGAGUUUAGCAAGCACGGGACAUGCGAAUGUAAGAGCUUCGAAGAUAUAUUCAGAGACCUCGAAGACGACCUGCUUCCAGUGGCUAUUGAUCUUUGCAAUGACCUGUGUGUUUAUCAUGGUCGUCCUCUUGAUCCGCGUCACGUAAAAAAAUGGCUUAUGGCUCUGAAAGGUUGAAGACACUCCGGAAGGAUUCCCUUUCGAAAUGGAAGAUAACCCUGGACACCAGACAGUAACAUUGACAAGAGAAUACAACGGGG